Peromyscus californicus insignis is the source of this 1516-nucleotide messenger RNA. It is a transcript of the gene Vma22, whose product is annotated as coiled-coil domain containing 115. Gene Ontology annotation, cellular component: extrinsic component of endoplasmic reticulum membrane. Bases 118 to 660 code for a protein of 180 amino acids. The transcript has 5 exons. The record is from RefSeq and is a predicted model, not a curated record. Lineage: Eukaryota; Metazoa; Chordata; Mammalia; Rodentia; Cricetidae. Gene Ontology annotation, biological process: vacuolar proton-transporting V-type ATPase complex assembly.
CGCCCCCUAGAGGCGGGUCUCAGGCGCCGAUUGGCUGGCAUACACAUGCGCUAGCGGUGGUUAGGCGGCUUGGGAGGCGGUGGCUUAGCUCCUCCGCGUCCCUACAGCGGCUGGGCGAUGGCGGUCUCGGCCCUGCGAGAGGAGUUGGACUCGAUGUACCUGCAGCUGCUCAGCGACCUGGAGGAACUGGAGGCGAAGCGGGCGGCGUUGAACGCCCGGGUGGAGGAGGGAUGGUUCUCGCUUGCCAAGGCUCGCUAUGCCAUGGGCGCCAAGUCCGUAGGGCCCCUGCAGUAUGCCUCGUGUAUGGAGCCUCAGAUCUGCGUGCGCGCCAGCGAGGCCCAGGAUGGACCCCAGACCUUCAGGGUGAUCAAAGCUGAUGCCCAGACCCCCGAGGAAGUGGGACCCAGCGAGGCAUCUCUGCGCAGACGCAAGGGCCCUACCAAGACCCAAGUGUCAGGGACCUCUGUGGUCCCUCAAGAUCCCUUGAACUGGUUUGGAAUCUUGGUUCCUCACAGUCUUCGGCAGGCCCAGGCCAGCUUCCGGGAUGGCCUUCAGCUGGCUGCAGAUAUAGCCAACCUCCAGACUCGAAUCAACUGGGGUCAGGGUCAGGUCCGGGGCCUCCAGAAAAAACUGAAGGAGUUGGACCCUGGGCCUGCCUGAUCUGAACCUACUGUCAAAGGCAUUAAGCAUAGCGAUCUUGGGUGUCACUGCCCUACUCAGGCCAUCUUUCAUAAUAGCCCCUGUCUCAGCUACUGCCCCUCCUAGAAAUGUCCUUAGUCCGUAUUGUUUCCAGCCUUGUGAAUUAGGAAGUUGAGUUAGGAAGUUUGUGAGGCAAGCUGAGCAGUGUUGAAAGCAGCUUGUCUGAAACCUCUUCUAGGUGCACGUUCUCAUAGGGCCUCCCUCCUUGUGGGCAAGUCAGUGAACAAAUGAGGAACCUUGGCAGAGCCAACAUGCAUGGUGCAGGGAAGAAAAGGAGUCUGCAGACCUAGGCCAGAUCAGGACAGUUCCAGUCAGUAAAAAUACCUCUGCCUGGGCAUGUAGUGCAUGCUUAUAGUCCCAGCAACUCUAGAGGCUGAGGCAGGAGGAUCACUUAAGCCCUGGAGUUAGAGACCCUUUAAAAUUAUGUAAGACCCCCCCCCACACACACACACACACCAGAGCAGACUGUCAGGUAGGAGGGGGUAUUCUAUUAUAAAAGGAAAAAAACACUUUGACAUUCUCUCAAGGAACUUGAAGGGACCUUCCCACUUUUGUUUCUAGAAGUGUAGUCCAGCCUCUUUGCUUCCUGAACUUGUAUUCCUGUGUCUGGGAACUGUGUCCUGCUGCACUUUUCUACUGAGCUAACUUGAACAGUGUCUGGAGACUUGUGUUUGAGGAGGGGAUGUAACCAUUUAUAGGGUGUAAAUAUUUCUUCCUGAUUUAAUUUUCCUUAUAUUGGUUUUUCUACUUCUUAAUUGUAAAAAUAUGUAACACUGUACAGAAAAAUGGAAUAAAGUGAAAGCUAGGGUAACUGUCA